ACGCCCCUUCGCCUCCCUCUCGCGACCUCCGCUCCACUCUCUCCCUCUUUCCUUUGCGGAGCGCCCAACCUCGACGCCGACGAACCCCUGCUCGAGUUUUGGCCUCCCUCUUCGCGAGCGAAGGUCGCUCUGCUCGCUCUUUAUCUUUCCUCUGCGAAGCGCCCCCUGCUCCUGAACGCGGACGCCGCCAACGCCGUCGCCUUCCCAAGCCCCACCGAUAGGCAUCCCAUUGGUGACUCCCGUACGUCCCAAGGAUGUUCGUGAAUUCUGUGAAGAGACUUCGAAUUAAGAGGACUUCUGAGGCUAAUGGACUUGCAUAUCCAUGGGUCAGAGAAGGAGGAAAUGCAUCAGAUAUCCCUAUUGAUAUAUCAGUUUUGAACAAUAUGAGACAAUUUGUGAAGUACGGUCGACUGAAACAAUUUGCUUUACGGGCACUAGCAAGCACACUUGAUGAAGAGGAACUUGCUGACCUCAAGGAUCAAUUUGCUGCAAUUGAUGUAGAUAAAAAUGGUUCUGUUAGUCUUGAAGAAAUGAAAGAGGCCCUUGCUCAGGAUCUUCCCGGGAAGAUGAAGGAACCGCGUGUCUUAGAGAUUCUUCAAGCGUUUCACUUUCUUCUUUUAAUGUUUUGGUGA
This is a messenger RNA of Eucalyptus grandis, 632 nucleotides long. RefSeq names its product calcium-dependent protein kinase 4-like. Gene Ontology annotation, molecular function: calcium ion binding. The transcript is spliced from 6 exons. Lineage: Eukaryota; Viridiplantae; Streptophyta; Magnoliopsida; Myrtales; Myrtaceae. The coding region runs from base 255 to 632 and encodes 125 amino acids. The record is from RefSeq and is a predicted model, not a curated record.